This is a messenger RNA of Theobroma umbraticum, 1956 nucleotides long. RefSeq names its product MATE efflux family protein. NCBI's taxonomy places the organism in Eukaryota, Viridiplantae, Streptophyta, Magnoliopsida, Malvales, Malvaceae. Gene Ontology annotation, biological process: xenobiotic detoxification by transmembrane export across the plasma membrane. Gene Ontology annotation, molecular function: xenobiotic transmembrane transporter activity; antiporter activity. Gene Ontology annotation, cellular component: membrane. The record is from RefSeq and is a predicted model, not a curated record.
UGACGAGAUUUGAAGAGGAUAUGUAAGCAUGGAUGGCCUUUGCACUAUCAUCUCGCACUAUAAGUCCACCACCCCAGCUUCCUCUUCCUUUAUUGGCCGUUACAAAAAGCCACGACACUUGCACCCUCAGAAACUAAUUACCCUCACGAAACGCAUGCACUCGCAAUAAGCCAUCAAUCUUAUCUAAAGAAACCCCGAUUGCCCAUCUUUCUCCUGAGCAAAAUAUAUAUUUGGAUUUUUGGAACAACCCCACCAAUCUACUUUGUUCAAGAAAUGAUGUCUGCAACAUCAAGAUUGGAAGAGAACCCUACUGAAAAAACAUCUCAGUCACCUUCAGUUUCAAACCCCACCCAGAGAUGGCCAGCCAGCCUCAUGCAGAUAAUGCUCUCAGAGCUGAAGGCACAGAGAGGAAUAGCGGUUCCUUUGGUGGCGAUGAACUUAACAUGGUUUGCAAAGAUAGCAGUAACCACAGCGUUUUUAGGUCGGCUAGGAGAGCUCCAGUUAGCCGGUGGCACACUCGGGUUCACCUAUGCUAAUGUCACUGGUUUCUCUGUCCUUAAUGGACUUUGUGGUGCCAUGGAACCUGUUUGUGGUCAAGCCUUUGGAGCUAAAAACUUUAGGCUCCUUCACAGGACGCUUCUGAUGGCCAUAGCUUUGUUACUGUUAUCUACACUGCCUAUUUCUUUCCUAUGGCUUAAUGUUGACAAAAUUUUAGUCCAUUUUGGCCAAAAAGAAGACAUUUCUGCUGUUGCAAAGACAUAUCUUUUCUAUCUUCUCCCUGAUUUGGUUGUCACUUCGUUGCUAUGUCCUCUCAAAGCCUAUUUGAGCUCACAAAGCAUAACUAUUCCCAUAAUGUUUAGUUCAGCUCUAGCGCUUGCUUUUCACAUCCCUAUCAACAUCUUUCUUGCAAAAGCUAAGGGUCUCGAGGGAGUUUCAAUGGCUAUCUGGAUAAGUGAUCUCAUAGCUGCAAUCCUUUUAGUCUUGUAUGUACUGCUAGAGGAAAAUAGAAAGGGAGGAAAGUGGAAGGAAGGAGGAUGUUGGGAUCAAGGUGUUCAGGACUGGCUUAGGCUGCUCAAGCUUAGCGGGCCAUGUUGUCUCACAACCUGCCUUGAAUGGUGGUGCUAUGAGAUUUUGGUCUUGCUUACGGGGAGGUUACCAAAUGCCAAGCAGGCAGUAGGAGUGAUAGCUAUCGUCCUAAACUUUGACUACUUGCUCUACUCUGUAAUGCUGUCGCUGGCCACAUGUGCAUCCACUCGCGUCUCCAAUGAGCUUGGAGCAAACCAGCCUGUCUCCGCAUACCAGUCAGCAUAUGUAUCAUUGGCAGUGAGCACACUUUCAGGUUGCAUUGGUGCCAUGGUGAUGGUAGGAGCGAGAGGUAUUUGGGGUUCACUAUUUAGCCAUGAUAAAGGAAUCAUAAGAGGUGUAAAAAAUAUGAUGUUGCUAAUGGCACUGGUUGAAGUUGUGAAUUUCCCGUUAGCUGUUUGUGGAGGAAUCGUCCGUGGAACAGCUAGGCCAUGGUUGGCGAUGUAUGCUAAUCUUGGUGGGUUUUACCUCUUAGCUUUACCGAUGGCAUUCGUUUUAGCUUUCAAGGCUGCACUUGGACUAAGUGGAUUGUUGCUAGGAUUUUUAGUUGGGAUGGUAACAUGUUUGGCAUUGUUGUUGGUGAUGGUUGUGAGAAUAAAGUGGCAUGAAGAAGCUGGCAAGGCACAAAUACUUGCCUCUAAUGCGGCAGUUGUUGAAGAUGGAAAUCUCAAAACCAUGCUGAAGUAUGAAAAAAACAGAAACCCCAACAAGCUUGUUAGUGCUUCAAAGCCCUAAAAACACUGACCUUUUUAUCUCCUAUCUGUUUUCGUCAAGUGUAACAUAGAGGAAUCUUUUAAUCCUCAUGAAUCAUCAUUUCGCAGCCUCUUGAUUCAAUAGAGAAAGCCUAUUUAUAAUGAGGGUAACUUCCACAUA